Molecule: messenger RNA, 1828 nt
Organism: Ceraceosorus bombacis
Lineage: Eukaryota; Fungi; Basidiomycota; Exobasidiomycetes; Ceraceosorales; Ceraceosoraceae
Source: the annotation of a GenBank genome assembly
AUGUCGAGCACACAACGAGAAUACGAUGUCGUCGUGCUUGGAGCUACGGGUGAGUGCACGUGAACAGCGAUGCGAUGCGAUGCGAUGCGAUGCGAUGCGAUGCGAUGUAUGCUAUGCUGUGCACGCGCUCUGACACAGCGCCCCUGUCCUGUCCUCUUCAUCCUCGCAGGCUUUACGGGAAGCUUGGUGGCCGAGUAUCUCGCGCGUCAUCCCACCCAUCCACGUUGGGGCAUCGCCGGUCGCUCUGCCGCUCGUCUAGACGCUCUGCGCAAAAAGCUAGACUUGCCCACCUCUGUCGGCAUCCUCAGCGCCGACACGACCAACAUUGCCAGCUUGCAAGAAGUGGCAAAGAAGACCAAAGUGUUGGCCAACAUUGCAGGACCAUUCAGAAAGACGAAUGGUUACGAGGUGGCAAAGGCUUGCGCAAGUGUGGGAACGCACUACACUGACCUCAGCGGAGAGUCUGGAUUCAAUGCCUCUCUCCUCGAGUGAGUGGGCCAGGCGAGGCGAGCAGUCCUGCGGCAUGGCAUGGCGUGGCAUGGCAUGGCAGACACUCACCCGCCCUGCCUCCAUGCGCUCUCCUCUCCUCUCCUCCGCACACCAGACUCGGACCGCUGGCCGCUUCGACGGGGAGCAUCCUGGUGCCCUCUUCAGGCUUCGACUCGCUGCCCCUGGAUCUGUCAGCCUACUUUGCAGCUCAGCACCUCAAAAAGAGUCAAGGCGUAUCCCAUGUCGACACUACUCGCACAGCAGUGCGUCUGGAUGGAGGCUUCUCCACCGGAACCAUCUUGUCGGCUGUGGAUGCUGCGGAAAUCGAUGGCGGGCAGUUGCAAUUCGAGCAGCCCGAUCAGCUCAGUCCUGGUGAGUGCGUGGAUGGAGGGCGUGAAUGGAAUGCGUGGAUGGAGUGCGUGGAUGGGAGGAAGAAUGUGCAGGAGCUUAUGCUUUCAGGUCAUCAGUGCCCGAGUCGCUGCUGCUGCUGCUGCUGCUGACAUCUUGCGAGCUUCGCCUUGCCGCUUUGCCGCUUUGCCUGCAGUCAAAGGAACGCACAUCAUGCCGUUCGAUGUGGCCCUCAGGCUGCCGCAGUUUGGACCGAACGUGUACGGAUCUUGGUUCCCCUUGACGCCUCACAAUCAUCGCGUCAUCAAUCAAACUUGGGGUCUGCUGCAAGUGCACUCGCAAGCUGAAGCGUACGGACAAGACUUUGCCUACCACGAAGCCAGCCUGCUCUUCCCUCCCAAACGCGUGCCCUGGCCUCUAAGCUAUCUCUUGACCAGCUUCUUGAGCCUGUUCUUUGUCGCUCAGAUCAAAGCUCUCAUCUGGCUCGCUCCCGUCAGGUGGGCUCUGAGGACAUUUUUGCCACAAAAUGGAGGUCCUUCCAAAAAGGGCUUUGCGGAUGUGCGGGCCUUGGCCACUGGAAAGGACAAGCAGGGCAAUGUAAAGCAGAGCAUCUGCAAGAUCUUUGUCCAAGACAGUCCAGGUGAGUGGCAGGCAUCUCUCUCCAAGCUGCUCGUGCAGGGAAGCCAUCGACGACUCAACGACUUGCGCGCCACUUGACUUUAUCGCUUCAGGCUACCACGCAACAGCCCGCAUGAUCAGCGAAACUGCUCUUCACCUCGCCUCCACCUCGAGCGCAACCACAAAGGAGAGCUCCAUCGGCGGCCUGCGCGCCAACAACUUCAAGGGCGGCAUCCUGACCACGGCGACGAUCGGAGCUGAAGCGCUAAGGGACCGCCUCACCCAGUAUGCGGGGAUGACCUUUGAUGUUGGAACAUUUGAUCAGCGUAAAGUUGAUGCCGUCGCGGUCAAGAGCAGGGGCAAGGAUCUCUAG